Messenger RNA from Aureobasidium vineae, 825 nucleotides. NCBI's taxonomy places the organism in Eukaryota, Fungi, Ascomycota, Dothideomycetes, Dothideales, Saccotheciaceae. The record is from the annotation of a GenBank genome assembly.
AUGUGUGAAAAAGGCAUUCUCAUCUGGACCUGCGGCUGCACCCACAUCCAAGACCCUCGCCCCUGCCACAAAGCACGCUUUCGCAACAAAGCCUGCGAUGGCUACGCUUUCGCCUGGGCAUACCGCUCGCCCAUCCCCAUCCACACAUCCCUGCGCUGUCCCUCGUGCAUCCGCGUCGACGAAUCCAACGCCCUCAGAAAAGCAAACGAAGCCCUCCUCGCCAAAUCUUCUGCAUACCCUACUCUAGUUUCUGUGGCCGAUGGGGAUGACAGGCACAGAGUCAAGACAGGAAGACCGAGCUUCUCGCGCACGGCUUCGGGGACUCAAAUGUUGAGGGUACCCGACAACUGGACGAGCGAGAUGAACAGGUUGCCAGGCAAUGCGAAUGAGUAUUCUGCGUUUUUGAGUGGGAGAUUUGAUCCUUUGGUCAGAUUGCCGGAUACACAUAUUCCUUUGGCACAAUCUUCUCGAGCGGCGUCUCCCACUACACAUACAAAGCUAGAGAGGGGAGCCAGAGAAAUGCCCAUUGCGGUGCCAGGGAUGCAGAGAUCGCGCUCACAUGCGCCACCACAGUGUUUCCCGGGUCCUGUGAUGUUGGGCGUGGACGACUACCCUUACGUUGAGUUUAGGGGUGCUUUGUCGGCGAGACCGGGGGCAGAUCGACGUCCUUCUUAUACGGGCAAAGUGUUGGACAANGGGUGGGCUCCUCCGAGUAGUGGUACGUUGCCGCCGCAAAGUGAUGUGGAUACUGCGCCGCCUUCUCAGGUGCCUUCGCCGCAGUUGAAGGUUUCGCCGCCACGGUUGAGGAUUACUUCUUCUGAAUGA